AUGUCUAAACAACGAUUAUUUUUGAUGAUGAGUUUUUUAGUUAUCUGUUUAGCUGUUAUCAUUGGUAUUCUUGAUUCAAUGAAAACACGUUUCUAUAUUUUCGAUCCAAAACAACUUCAUAUACUUGCUCAACAAGCUCUAAUUACAAAUGGACAUUUGAAUAUUACCGAUGGUAAAUUAAUUCCAAUAGCUCAAGAAAGUCCUAAUACAAUACGUCCAGUAAUUGAUUAUAUUAUUACCGAUUUACAAAAAACAAUUGAUAAACGAUAUUUAACAGAUAAAAAAGAAUGGAUAUUUAAUAAUGCUGGAGGAGCUAUGGGUGCUAUGUUUAUUAUACAUGCAUCAUUUACAGAAUAUCUUAUUAUAUUUGGAACAUCACUUGGUACUGAAGGUCAUACUGGAUUACAUACGGCAGAUGAUUAU
This is a messenger RNA of Rotaria sordida, 423 nucleotides long. The record is from the annotation of a GenBank genome assembly. Lineage: Eukaryota; Metazoa; Rotifera; Eurotatoria; Philodinida; Philodinidae.